AUGUCAUCUCGCGAGCGACUCGUCGACGACCAGACUAUGAGAGAAGUGCUUCAACAGGAACAGCAAAUCCUUGCUCUCAGAGGGAGGGAGAGGUUGGAAUACAGUCGGGCACAAGAGACCCUCAGCCCUGAAGAUUUCGCCCAACAAAAAGCAAUGCGCUGGGCAGGUUUUGAUCCAGUGAAUCCAGAGCUUAGUGGAGACGAGCUCUCCAUGGAUGCCGGUUACAUUGCUCUUCUCAAUGAAAAGCCUGACUGGUUUGCGGCUUAUGAGUCCGCUUGUAUGGAUGGUCACCUGUCCGCUGUGCAAUCCAUCGUUUGCGCGGAGACACGCACACCUAUCUUCCUUUAUCAUGGCCUCUCAAUCGCUCUACAGGCAGGUAGUGUCGAGGUUUCCGACUACCUCCUUUCUGUCGGUGCGCCUCUUUCCAAGAGGACACCGCAGAAUAUUUUUCGAGCACCCCAGUCCCAGAAAUUAUUCCUCUUUGAGCUCCUCACUCGUUAUGGAUGGGACCCGAAUGAUAAAUGUCCAACCUAUCAGAACGCAAUCUAUCCUCCACGAGAGGCGAAAGACCCCUUCUGGGAAAGAAUCAUACGUUCUGGGUGGAAAACAAGUUCUCACUGCCCGAGCUGGGGAGAUGUUGAACUGUCUAACUGCAUCAAAGACAUACCUCUUCUCCGCUGGUUCCUUCACCAUGGCGCCAAUCCCAACUGGAGGGAUGAACACCAACUCAAAAGACCUUCAACCCUCGAGUGGGCGGCACUCGAUAGUAAUACAGAGGCAGUGCAGCUUCUGCUUGAUGCAGGGGCAGAUAUUGAGAAUGGUGUUCCAUUACAUCGCGCCGCUGGCGUUCAUCCACCAGGCACAAAUCCACAUACGGGCCGUAUUACACCAUCCCAGGAGUUCGACCGAGAUAGAAUUCCAGUGAUGGCACUCUUACUACAGAGAGGGACAGACAUAAACCGAAGAGACGAGUUCCCGCAUAGGGAACCGAGGUAUGCACUCGCGUGUGCUAUAAGAGUAGGGGCGGUGGAAAGGGUCAAGUGGUUAUUAGAGCAUGGUGCGAACCCAGAAGCACAGGACCAUAUCGGAAAUGCAAUGGAAUAUGCACGUUGCUACGGUAGCGACGAAAUGCGGAUGGUAGUAGAAGAUGGAAUCAAAGCGAGGAAAUGA
Messenger RNA from Penicillium riverlandense, 1170 nucleotides. Its product is annotated as ankyrin repeat domain-containing protein. Gene Ontology annotation, molecular function: protein binding. The record is from RefSeq and is a predicted model, not a curated record. The transcript has a single exon. The coding region runs from base 1 to 1170 and encodes 389 amino acids. Lineage: Eukaryota; Fungi; Ascomycota; Eurotiomycetes; Eurotiales; Aspergillaceae.